Eurytemora carolleeae is the source of this 1112-nucleotide messenger RNA. RefSeq names its product glycine-rich RNA-binding protein 2. Lineage: Eukaryota; Metazoa; Arthropoda; Copepoda; Calanoida; Temoridae. The coding region runs from base 143 to 1054 and encodes 303 amino acids. The transcript is spliced from 8 exons. The record is from RefSeq and is a predicted model, not a curated record.
GGUGGUUUAAAAAUCAUAAUUUUUAGCUCUCAGUUCCCCCAUAUAGCAAGACUCAUAAACUGUAAUAGGAAUACGACAUUUUAUCAGUUUUUUAUGUAUUUAGCGUUGAAACACAAGCUUGAAAACUAACUCAUAUAGUGAGAUGGGCCUGUGGAACACUGUACAGUGUACUAUUCAUACUUCUGAUGUUAUGAACUUGAAAAUGAUUAUUAUCUUUGUCUUUAUUGUGCAAGCAACUGGGCUGCCGCUUAAUUGUGCCGAAGACGGUGAAAAAUAUGUUCAGUUUUCCUGGAAAGGAUCUUGUGUUUGCGAGGCAGAUAAUCUUAAAAUGUAUGGAAAUCAAAUUGAUCUUGAGAGUGGAUCACUUAUUGGAAGUAAACCGGAUUGUAUUGAGUAUUGUAAGGAGCUAGAAGGCUGUGAGUACAUUACACAAAACAAGCAUACGCAAGAAUGCUUCUUUAGUACUGGAAAAGGACCUGUAAACGUUACUGAGGAUAAAGGAUUCACAUCAUUUCACAAGGACUGCAACUCAGAUAAAGCGGAGAGUACAGUGGUAGGAAGUGAUUAUCAAGGAAAUGAAUAUCCAGACGAUGAUAAUUCUGAUGAUACGGUGGUAGGCAGUGAUUAUCAAGGAUAUGGGUAUGAUGAUGAUGGUGGUUAUGGUUAUCAAGAGGAGGGUGGCGAUGAUGACAAUGUCAGAGGUAAUGGAGAUGGAGGAUACGGAUAUGAUAAUGGCAAUGAUGUCAAUGACCAAGGUGAUACCUAUUAUGAAGGAGAAGCAGAUGAAGGUGAUGGAGGGGAUGGUGCUGCAGUUGAAGAGGGUGGAGAUGGUGGUGGCGGAGCUGCUUAUGAUGAAGCUGAAGGAGAUGAUGGAGCUGAAUAUGACGAUAAUGCAUAUGAAGACAGCUAUGAUGAAGGUGGUGAGGUAAACCGUGAAUAUGGUAACAAUGGGCAGUACAAUAAUCCAUUCCUGGAUAGCUCAGAAAAUGGGGCAGCAGAGGGAGAAGCUGAUACUUAUGAUGCAGAGUCUGGAUAUUAUUAUGAGUAUUAUUAGAUACAAUUUUAUACAAGGUUGCAAAUUUCAAAUUGUUAAAUAAAUUGACAAACUGUUU